AUGGAUUUUACUGCUUGUUUGUCUACUGGGUGUUUGUGGACUUUGGAGCCCAACGUUUUCUUGCGGUUUUCUCCUCCAGUUGUAGUUGUGUUGGCGAGGGAACCGGUGGCCAUUUCAAUACCGUUGACGGAUCCGAUGCCAACCGUCAUGCGCGGGGUAACUAGUACAUCCCGCUCUUCCCCAGCACAGAGGGCUGUCAUCCAUGCUCAAAAGCAAGAUGUCGUCGUCAUAAAUAAAAGAUUCCACAUUGACCCGAACAUUGAACGAGAAUUUCGCCUCCAAUGGACCGUUUCACGCAGCACGCUCCUCGGAUUCGGGGAACGGUUUCCCAGGUGUUUUCCCUGCAGCAGUUACAGCCCUAACGAAUUCGGGAUCGACACCUGCGACGGGCUUGUGUUGCAUCUGUUGCUGUUGGACACCAGCGUCGAUGUUUGUCGUCCGCAGAACGACACCUUUCUUCGUCAGAGCAAGACAAAACGGAGUAUCCCUCGCAACAACAACAAAAAACCACACGAUCACCAGCAGCAGCAGUACGUUUCACUCCAGUGUAUCGCAGAGAAGUGUAGUCGUCAGUGUCGAGUGUCGACCGGAACGUGCUCUGAACGAUAUGGCUUUUCGGAACUUGGAAUUGCUGCAGGACAGGAUCGUGGCCGGGAAUUGAUUGCUCCCGCCAAAGGUCAGGCUUCAUUCGCCAAGUCGGAUAAAGUGACGGAGAAGGACAGCAGACGAUGUCAUCAUGCAAUAAAGCAAGUGACACGGCCACUGACGUUCGGUUCGUCGACACCCCCGGCAGCAGUAUAA
Molecule: messenger RNA, 801 nt
Organism: Notodromas monacha
Lineage: Eukaryota; Metazoa; Arthropoda; Ostracoda; Podocopida; Cyprididae
Source: the annotation of a GenBank genome assembly